Messenger RNA from Oryzias melastigma (Indian medaka), 3823 nucleotides. It is a transcript of the gene msl2a, whose product is annotated as MSL complex subunit 2a. The coding region runs from base 802 to 2637 and encodes 611 amino acids. Lineage: Eukaryota; Metazoa; Chordata; Actinopteri; Beloniformes; Adrianichthyidae. Gene Ontology annotation, molecular function: ubiquitin protein ligase activity. The record is from RefSeq and is a predicted model, not a curated record. Gene Ontology annotation, cellular component: MSL complex. The transcript has 3 exons.
AGGGUAACCACGGCAAAUCUCGCGUGAUGAUCACGCCUGUUGUGCAGGGUUGAUGUGAGGAAAAGUGGAAAAUCGAUUGAUUGAUGCACUCGUAAAACGGCAAGUUAGCUAUGGUGCCGUUACCGCUCGCACAUUUUUCCAUGAAAAUCUUCCCGGAUUGCAAGAUUUUACGUUGCAAACUCUAUUCUGCAGCCCCGCGUGCGGUUUGAAGCGACCCAAAGGGAUACGGUUAUAUCCUAGCGAGCUAAUGUGGCUAGCUGUGCUAACACUAGCUUGUUAGCUUUGUUUACAUCAAGCGCGCGCCUGGUGAUUUUUUUUCCUGCCACUUUCAAGUCACUUACAUUUUAUCUCUGCAGCUAAACACAAUUCAAUUGUAUUUCGAUAAUACGCUUAUGUUUCACUGUAAGCUAUACGGCUAUCGAAAACUAUUUGGUACUUAAAACGUUGUGCGCUAAUGCUAGCAGCGACAUGCUAACAUUUUGAUCUUCUGAAUUCAUUGGAGCUCGCGGAUUGCGUUAGACGUUUGCAUUUUAAACAUAUUUUUUUUUACAAAAAAUAUGACAUGGAGGAGCUGUUUCAUUUAAAAAGAGAAGACUGCGAACAAGCGGCGUUAGCCCAAGUUAGCCACCUGCUAGGCUAGCCAUCGUGGUGUGCAUUUAAUCACAUUUAUUUGUAGUUCGCGUUUGCAAUUAAAAGCUGCAAUCGUGGCUGGCUAAUUGAUGCACAACUAGGCCACACUUCUUUCCUUUUCACCCGCAAGACGUGGGUCUUGAGCGGCUGGACUUUUUUCUGCUCGUCGCUAUGAAUCCUGUAAAAGCUACUGCCUUGUAUGUGUCUGCCAGCCGGGCCGUGCUGCAGUGCGAUCCGCGGCAGCCUCAAACCUUGGCGGAGAUGUACAAGCUGCUGCCCUUCUUCCGACAGUCCCUAGCAUGUUUAGUCUGCGGUGAAUUGCUUCAGGAUCCAAUUUCACCGAUGCACCCCGAGUGUCAGCAUUACGUCUGCUUGGGCUGUAAAGGGAAGAAGAUGCAGAUCAAGACCUCAUGUAGCCGCUGUAAGGACUAUUCCUGCUUCCAGGAGAACAAGCAGCUUUCUUUACUAGUGGAGUGUUACAGAAAGCUCUGUCUGUACGUCACUCACUCGCCGCUGCUGCAGCUGAUCAGCAGCCACGUCGGAGGCUCUCCGGAGGUUAUGUCCUUGUUAGAGGAGGUGCUGUUGACACACAAAGAGGACGUGGAAAACCCGAGCUUCGCACAAGAGGACGUCAGUCUGUCCGUUCACGAGUCCCGCACUCCGACGGAGGCGCCACCUGCUCCUGCUGAGCUCUCGGCUGUUCCUCAGAGCUUCUCGUCCCACCCUCCCCGUUUCAACGGGACGCAGAAGUGCAACGGCGAAACACUGGAGGACUUCGACCCUUCUUCCCCCGAGCUGGAAGUCUGUGAGCUGGUGGAGGAGCCACCGCACGCAGAGCUGUCGGACGCGUCGUGUGGUUUGGCUUUGGGUUUGACCCCCGGGCCUUUAGCUCCAACGCCCGGCACCGUGUGCUCUCUCAGGGAUGGAGAGUCGAGCAGCAGGGAGCUGGAGGAAGGAGAAGUGUUGCUCCUCAGCGUGGAGGAGGUGUUGCAAACAUUAGACCCCCUUCAGCCCGGUCGAGACUCUGUUCAUUCACAGCCAGAAAGGACUCACACGCAUUUAACGUCGGACAGAUCGCACACGCAGAUGUACAUACACCUGGAUGCGGCUCACAACUACACACAGGCUCACAUGGGAAGGACUAACACAGCGGCAGGCCACGCCGCUCGCAUACACACAUCUUCCUUCAACCCCCCGCCUCCCUCCAAACCUCCACCGGUCCGCCUUAACCGCAAGCGUUCUCGUUCAGAGAGCGACCGGGAAAAGGUGAAACCUCUCCCCAUCUCCUCCAUCCUGCAGGGCUCCUCCUCAAACGCACACUCGCCAACCUUCCCUCACACGCUGCACGCCAAACCACCCACAGCCUCUUUGUCCGUACCAGCGCACACGUACUCGUCACUUCCUAACGGGGCGCCGCCCAAGCCCAGUCGGCCCGUGCAGAACCACAACAAAGGCAGCAGGAAGCACUCGGAUCAGAAUCCCAAGAAGAGCCACGCCAAGGCCCGGAGCAGCGGCCUGUCCAAGGCCAAGGACAGAAGUAAAGAGCAGCGCUCGAUGGCGGGCUGUUUGGUGCCCGCGGCGCCCGUCAGGCCUCCCUACAAAAAGCCGGUGGAGAAGAAGGGCUGUAAAUGUGGGAGGGCCACGCAGAACCCUUCUGUGUUGACCUGCAGGGGGCAGCGAUGUCCUUGUUACUCGAACCGCAAGGCCUGCCUGGACUGCAUCUGCCGCGGCUGCCAGAAUUCCUACAUGGCCAACGGCGAGAAGAAGCUGGAGGCCUUCGCCGUGCCGGAGAAGGCUCUGGAGCAGACGCGCCUCACCCUCGGCAUCAACCUGACCAGCAUCACGGCCGCCGCGGCGCUCCGCAACCCAGCGGCCACCAACAUCCGAGCGAACACCCUUCUCAACGUCGCCACGGCAACGGGGACGCCUGUGACCACAGCCUACCUGGCCCCCAGCCCCCCACAAGACCCCACCUACGAAGACAGCCUGGAGCUGCUGAUUGGAUGAGAGGUUGUGACUGAACGUAGACAGCCUGGUGCUGGUAGAAUGUGACAGCUGAUCAUGGCGCGGGUCAGUUUACCUGUCCUCCUGAGGGUGGGGGGGGUCUAUGGCAGCUAUGGAUCUGUCCUGUAAUCUGCUCUUCUUCUGUGUCGGAUAAUGUGGAGUAGUCAGACUAGCAUGGGUGUGCCAAAGCCUCCUGGAUCGUGCCUGUGUGUAGUUUAACAAUUGUUCUGUUCAAAAGGUGCUUUUUCUGUUCCAUAGAUUUACUGUAAGAGGCAAUAGAAACCCAUUCCAGGUGUUGUGUGUGCACACAAGUAAGUGCAUGCACGAGCCAGUUCGUUUUUAUUUUUCACAGUUUGAGCAACACUGGCGGGAUCAACAUUUUCCUGGUUGAAGUAUUAACCCCCCCACAGAUUAAUUGGCCCUUUUCACCCUUACGAGACUGUAUGCCUUCUUUGAUCAGUUGUCUUCAAGCGUUCUCUGUGCUGCACGUCGAAGCACUUAGCUGGCUCCACGGUUUGUGUUGUGUUUGUGUUCCUGCUAAGAUUAAUAUCAGUGGGGAGGUGGGUGGGUGGCUAGCGCUUAGUCGGAUUGUCACAACUAUAACCCUUCAUGGUUACCAUAGCAAUAGGAACUGUUGACGAGGAGGCUCCCACUCCCGCGCACUCCAAACGUUUACAGUGUUCGGCAUGUCUUCGGAAGUCCUUUGUUUUUAUUGUGUGGUCGUUCACGACUGUGUGUGUGUGUAGAUGAACUGAAGCCAUAGGUUGUCAGAAACAAAAUCACCUUUAAAACGCCCCCCCACCCUCGUCACUUUUCUGUCCCCGACUGAUAAGAGACUAUUUUUGAUAUGGAAAGAGUUCGAAAACAAAAGUUCCUUGUUCAGCUGUUACUCCAUUAUCAGUCCACCUACGGCGACCAAAGGAGGAAGCGGACGCUCAUACCGCAGACGAACCACAGCGAGCCGCUAUUAAGACCUUAAGUUCUUGUGUGAAAGCUUCAAAUUUCCUGCUUUUAUUUUAUUUUAUUUUAUUUUGGGCAUUACUUGAACCCUGACUCAUUCAGGGUUUUUAUGUCGGAAGAAAACAAAACAAAAAAGGUUUGAGGAGUGAUGGUUAUCGUUGAGACAUCCACUGCCAUAUUACAGACAUGUCAUACAACAUGAAAUAAAAGAUAGUUUUUUACUUUUUCA